This is a messenger RNA of Oryza brachyantha (malo sina), 1178 nucleotides long. Its product is annotated as psbP domain-containing protein 7, chloroplastic. The transcript is spliced from 3 exons. NCBI's taxonomy places the organism in Eukaryota, Viridiplantae, Streptophyta, Magnoliopsida, Poales, Poaceae. Gene Ontology annotation, molecular function: calcium ion binding. Gene Ontology annotation, biological process: photosynthesis. Gene Ontology annotation, cellular component: extrinsic component of membrane; photosystem II; photosystem II oxygen evolving complex. The record is from RefSeq and is a predicted model, not a curated record. Bases 121 to 981 code for a protein of 286 amino acids.
UUUUCCCGGCAAAAAACGCGGCAAAAAAACAAAAAAAGAAAUACCAAACAAAAACGGAAACCAACAGCAUACUUCUCGGAGAGAGCAGCCCAUCCCAUCCGCCGCUUGCUUGCUCCGACGAUGGCCACGCCGGCCGCGGCGAGGCAUCACCCCAGCGGCGGCGGGGCGCUGUCGCGCUCCGGCGAGCGGCGGCGGCGGCGGGGCGGCGAGGUGCGGUGCUCGUCCCCGGCGCAGGAGUUCGCGGCGCUGGCGGCGGUGUUCCGGCGGCGGCUGGUGGUGGGCGCCACCACGGCGGCCGCGGCCGCCGUCGGCGCGAACUUCGGCGGGGUCACCAGCUUCCUGCUGGGGCUGUCCCCGCAGCUCGGCCGCUCGCUCCGCCUCGACGUGCUCUACCCCGUCGCCGGCUUCAACCGAUGCCUCGACUCCGGCAAUGGAUUUGAGUUUAUAUAUCCAGCAAGCUGGGUUGGAGAUCAGACAUUACUAUACAGAGGAGUGAAGAAAGCAGAACUGCAGAGAUCACUAGACCCUCCACCACUGACAAAUGGGAGAUCCCCAUCACGGCCUCGGAACAUCAGUGAACCUGUUGCAGCUUUUGGCCCCCCAGGAUCCAGUGGGGAGCUCAAUGUUAGUGUCAUCGUUUCACCUGUCCCACAGGACUUCUCGAUUGAGGCUUUCGGUGGUCCUAAAGAUGUUGGGGAAGUGGUUCUCAGAAGGAUCGCGAAGACGAAACGAGGCGCGGAUAUAAACGCCACUCUUCUCGACGCCGCCCUGAGAGAAGAUCCGGUGAACAAUGUGAAAUACUACAGGCUAGAGUUCAGAGUUGAGAGCCCUUCCUUCCGACGACGCAAUGUUGCGGUGUGCUGUGCGAAGGAUGGCAAGCUGUACACCCUGAAUGCCCAGGCUCCAGAGUCAGCAUGGAAGGCAGUUCGGAAUGAGUUCCUUGCAAUGGCAGAUUCCUUCAGCCUAGUGACUGAUGUUUGAUGUAUAGUAGAGAGGCAGUUUUUUGUACUGCCGAGAAGUUUCUUAAGUAGUUUUGUGAGUUUCUCAAGCAAACAGAGAUAUGUAAAUUAGAAUGUCAGAUCAGAAAUGUAACAUGCUGUACCUGUAAUGCUGUAUCAUAAUCAGACAAUGUGCAAACUUUUGUCUGCAAGAGCAAUGACAGGGGGCGACUUUAGAAA